AUGGGGGCGCUCGCAGCGAUCGUCGGCGGCAUAGCUCUGGUUCCGUUGUCACUGGCCGUGAGCCUGUAUGGCAAGGUGCCCCUCCCGGUCACCCUCCUCCUUGGCCACGCCGCCGCCGCGGGCCUCGUCGUGGCCGUUUCGGCGUCGUCGGAUGCCACGGCAAAGCGCACGACGGGCCUCUUGGGCAAGGACCAGCGCACGGGCCGCAUCAGCAAGCUGUCGGUCAUCGCGUGGUGGCCCUACCACGUCGGCCUGCAGACCAAGCUGUUCAUCCAGUGGCGCAAGAACAAGGGGCCUAAGGGGGAGCCGCUGUACAACCAGGUCGCUCCGCAGCUGUACAUCGGCGGCUGGCCCAAGUCGCUGGCAGUGCUGCCGCCCGGGCGCGAGCUGUCGGUGGUGGACGUGACCUGCGAGCUGCCGCGCACCCACAACACCGGCGGGGGCUACCUGUGCCUCCCAACAUGGGACACGCACGCCCCCGACGCGGCAGCCAUUCAGAGGGCCGUCGAGUUUUCGCUGUCCCAGCUGCAGCUCGGGCGCGACGUCUACGUGCACUGCGCCCAUGGCCACGGCCGCAGCGCCACCGUGCUGGCGGCCGUCCUCAUCGCCGGCGGGACGGCCAAGAGCCCAGAGGAGGCAGUGGCGCUGAUGAGGCGGGUGCGCCCCAAGGUGCGGCUCAACGCGAAGCAGCAGGCGGCGCUGCUGGCGUGGAUCGAUCACAUCAGCAAACUCAACUGA
Monoraphidium neglectum is the source of this 738-nucleotide messenger RNA. RefSeq lists its product as uncharacterized. NCBI's taxonomy places the organism in Eukaryota, Viridiplantae, Chlorophyta, Chlorophyceae, Sphaeropleales, Selenastraceae. Gene Ontology annotation, molecular function: protein tyrosine/serine/threonine phosphatase activity. Gene Ontology annotation, biological process: protein dephosphorylation. The transcript has 5 exons. The record is from RefSeq and is a predicted model, not a curated record. Bases 1 to 738 code for a protein of 245 amino acids.